AUGUGGAUGCUUCCAGUCCAGAACCAAAGUUGGGUUUCUGAAUUUAUCCUGCUUGGAUUCUCCAGUGACCCCAUGUCCAACAGGAUCCUUUUCAUUGCCUUCCUUCUCCUCUACCUGAGCUCAGUCCUGGGCAAUGGGCUCAUCAUCACCCUGAUUUGCCUGGACAAACAGCUCCACACUCCUAUGUACUUCUUCCUUUGUAUCCUUUCCCUGCUGGAUAUGUGCUAUGUCACCACCACUAUGCCCCAGAUGCUGGUGCAUCUUCUAGCUCACUCUCAGACCAUCUCCUUCGCUGGCUGUUGGCUGCAGAUGUAUGUGUUUUGUGCCCUGGGCCUGACUGAGUGCAUUUUCUUCGUAGUCAUGGCUUAUGACCGAUAUGUAGCCAUUUGGUAUCCACUGCGUUACACUGCCGUUCUCAGUUGGGGCCUGUGCAUGCGGCUGGUGGCGGGGACAUGGGCCUGCGGUUUCCUCUUCUCUCUAAUCCAUACUUUCUUCACCAUGAGGCUGCCAUAUUGUGGACCCAACAUGAUCAACCACUACUUCUGUGAAGGUCCCUCGGUGCGGAGCUUGGCUUGCAUGGAUACUCAUCUAGUUGAGUUGGUGGACCUGGUCAUCAGUGUGCUUGUGCUUGCUGCCCCCCUCUCCCUUAUUCUGGCUUCCUACAUUUGUAUUGCCCUGGCCAUUCUCAAGAUUAAGUCCACGCGAGCCCGCUGCAAGGCUUUCUCCACAUGUGCCUCCCACCUGACUGUGGUCACGUUCUUCUAUGCUCCAGCCACUUACAUCUACAUGAAGCCCAACUCCAGCUACUCCCCUGAACUAGACAAGCAGAUUUCACUAUUUUACAAUGUCUUUACAGCCUUGCUCAACCCUGCGGUCUAUAGUCUGAGGAACCAAGACAUUAAGAGAGCUUUUCUGAAGGUGACGGGGCGUGGUGGUAGGGUGACCUGGUGA
This is a messenger RNA of Chinchilla lanigera (long-tailed chinchilla), 951 nucleotides long. RefSeq names its product olfactory receptor 2D2-like. NCBI's taxonomy places the organism in Eukaryota, Metazoa, Chordata, Mammalia, Rodentia, Chinchillidae. Bases 1 to 951 code for a protein of 316 amino acids. Gene Ontology annotation, molecular function: G protein-coupled receptor activity; olfactory receptor activity. The record is from RefSeq and is a predicted model, not a curated record. The transcript has a single exon. Gene Ontology annotation, cellular component: membrane. Gene Ontology annotation, biological process: G protein-coupled receptor signaling pathway.